Molecule: messenger RNA, 216 nt
Organism: Penicillium paradoxum
Lineage: Eukaryota; Fungi; Ascomycota; Eurotiomycetes; Eurotiales; Aspergillaceae
Exons: 3
Source: RefSeq, a predicted model, not a curated record
AAAGGGCUACUACCUAGGUCGAGGUACCUAGGUAGCUCUACGUACCAUUUUUCCUCUGCCGGGUGGGGCUUUCCUAUCUUAGCUGCCGCCGCUUUUACGAGGGCGCUCAGAGUCAGGCUCACUGAUCCGGGCUCAGACUCAGUGAGCUGCUUUGGUACAUUAUGUGACAAAGCCUCUACGCUUAGUCCAUACCUAAGAGAGCACUUUAGCCUAUAA